CAAGUACGUACCUACAAAACAUUUUAUUACUUAAUUAACCACCUAAAGAAAUGAAGACAAAGGAUUCCCAAGAUGUGAUCCUGGGCGCUCAAGCUCGCCUAUGGAGCUGCUCCUUCAACCAAAUGAUCUCCAUGUGCUUGAAGUGCGCCAUCCAGCUCCGCAUCCCCGACGCCAUCCACAAGCACGGCGGCGCCGCCGUCCCACUCACCGCCCUCCUCUCCACCCUCCAAAUCCCACCUUCCAAGACCGAACCCUUCCGCUGCAUCAUGCGCAUCCUCACCCACAACGCCGCCCUCUUCAACCCCGAACCCAAACCAUCCCCCGACGCCGCCGACGAGGAAUGGUACUCGCUGAACGCGUCGUCGCGACUGCUGCUGAGCCCCGGCGGCGGGGAAGACGACGACAAAGCCGCGGAGGUGAGGCACACGUCGAGCGUGCUCUUACUCUUCCACCCGCUGAUGCAGGAACCGUGGUCGUUUCUCGACACGUGGCUCCGGGAGGACGGCAGCCGCACCCCGUGGGAGAUCGCGCACGGGACGGCGUCGUUCUGGGGAUACCUCGAGACCCGAGACCCUUCCGGCGAGCUGAUGGCCACCUUCUACGACUGCAUGACCAACGACUCCAAGCUGGUCGGGGAGGUCUUGGUGUCCAGGUGCAAGGACAUGUUCGACGGCGUGACGUCGCUGGUGGACGUGGGCGGCGGCGCCGGGACCAUGGCGGCGGCCGUCGCCAAAGCGUUUCCCGAGAUCAAGUGCACCGUUUUGGAUCGUCCUCAUGUGGUCAAGGAUCUCCAGGGAGAAGGGAAUCUGGAAUUUGUCGGCGGGGACAUGUUCCUCAGCAUACCGCAAGCUGACGCUGUUUUACUCAAGUGGAUUCUGCAUGAUUGGGACGAGGAGAAUUGCAUAAAGGUACUCAAAGUUUGUAAAGAAGCAAUCGCAUCGCCAAAGGGGAAGCUGAUCAUCAUAGAUAUGGUGGUUGACGAGAAGAGGCUCGGAGAGAGGAAUUUCGGUGAAGUGCAGCUCUGCUUUGACUUGUUCAUGAUGGCCAUGGUCAACGGCAAAGAACGAACUGAGAAAGAGUGGAAACGACUCUUCUCGGCCGCCGGUUUCUCCAACUACAAGAUCUCAACCGUUAUGGGUCUAAGAUCAGUCAUUGAAGUCUUCCCUUGAAAGUUGAAAAACUAAUAAUCCUCUCCCGCUUGAAGUCAUUGUAUCGUUUCCAACUGUUUUCUUGAUGUGGUUGUUGUUUUUAGAUGUCUCUUGUUUAAAGUUCCAUCGAAGGCAGUUAAUAAAGCGAAAGGUCUCAUCAGAAGAAAAAGAAGAAAAAAAGUUGAGAAUGCAUGCAUUGGAAUCUUUGGAAUGGAAUGAAUUGUUUGUAUUGGCUGUUUUUAUUUUGUUCGAAUGGAAAUGGCUCUUCUUGGCCGUCGGUUUCUCCAACUACAAGAUCUCGCCCGUUUUCGGUUCAAACGGUUAAGUCUUGGAUUUGAAAUACUUUCGUACCCAAAAAAAAAACAUAAUAAAGAUAUGACAAUUGU
This is a messenger RNA of Linum trigynum, 1534 nucleotides long. The record is from the annotation of a GenBank genome assembly. NCBI's taxonomy places the organism in Eukaryota, Viridiplantae, Streptophyta, Magnoliopsida, Malpighiales, Linaceae.